UGGAUUAAUAGACCGGUGUCUUGGGCUCAUGGGAGACGGAACAAUUUGAAAAGCUUUUGGCAAUUCGGCGGCGCCAUGAUCUUCUUUUCCCGCUCGCUCUACCAAAAUUGCGCAUCCAACAUCUUCUUUUAAUUGGAGACCCACCGGAAACGGAAGAAAUCCCCGCAUAAGCCUCUCGCACCACGACAAUCCAGCAUUCCUUCAUUUCGAAUCUGAGAGCCUCCACGACCUAGCUGCAUCCUUCCUUCCUCCGAGCUCGUCGCCGGUCACUUUGGAUGGCCGCACCACCGGAGGGGAACGCCCGCUUCGGCGAGGGGACGGCCGACGUGCUGGAGCCGCAGCCGCUGGAGGUCAUAGCGCCGGAGGUCAAGGCCAAGAAACGCAACCCGGCGCCCGGAGUCCGGGUUGUUGGUCGCCGGAUCUACGAUCCAGAGAAUGGCAAGACCUGCCACCAGUGCCGCCAGAAGACAACGGACUUCGCAGCGGCGUGCAAGCAAGUCAAGAAGAAGGGUCCGUGCCCAAUCAAGUACUGCCGCAAGUGCCUCCUUAACAGGUACGGCGAGAGUGCCGAGGAGGCGGCCAGCAAGGAGGACUGGAUCUGCCCUAAGUGCAGGGGCAUCUGUAACUGCAGCUUCUGUAGAAAGAAGAAAGGCGAGAUGCCAACUGGGAUAAUGGCCCACAUCGCCAAGGCUUCUGGGUGCACCUCUGUCCAUGAUCUCCUUGAGAAGGGGUCAGAUGUGGUGGCUGCUGCGCAAGCGAUACUCAAGGUUAAUGCUAGUGACAAGCAGGGCACAAAGAGAUCCCAAGGGACAGAUGCUGCUGAUGAGGUGGCCACUGAAAAGGAUGUAAAUAUAGGCAUUGAUCUCAAUACAGUUCCAGCAGAUGAAGGGGAUGAAAAUAUAGGUGUUGAUCUCAACUCACUUCCUUCUGUUCAUAUCAAGAAAAGACAGAAGCUUAAGCACAGGGCAAAGAAGGAUCCUGCUGAUGAAACGUCACAUGGUGGAGUCAAUAGUGAACCAUUGCAGAUGGAUGAGAACCCUGAUUCGCUCAAUAGUAACACUGUGCUACCCAGGGGUACCCCAGUCACAAACAUUGCAGGUGCACAACUUGACGAUGAGGAUGUUGGGGCUGCAAUUCAGUUUCUAGAAUUCUGCCGUGCAUUUACAGAGAUUUUUCAAAUAAAGAAAGGGCAACCAGAAAGAAUUCUUCAAGAUUUAGUUGGAGGCCGUGAACUUCGGUUGGUGUCCUCAGUUGUUGCUGGGUUUCACAUAAAUUUGUUAUCUGUCAUUCGAGAAGGAAGGGGGAAAAAGCCUCUGGCUUAUACAAGAGAUAGGGAUGCAUGGGUAAUUGAUGUUGGCAAAUAUAUAAGUGAAUCCGCAUUUAUAUCAAAAGGAUUUCCUCUCAACUAUAUCAAUCAGGGGAUAUCAGGAUAUAAAAACUUGAGCCCUUCUUGUAAGCUGCGUGUUCUGAAUUUUCUUUGUGAUGAGACCCUCUCUACUGACAAGCUGAGGAACUGGAUUGACAUGCAAAAUGACAUAGCUGCUGAACCAAUGAAUGCUGCUAGAGAAAAAGCUCGUGCUGCAAAAGAAAUGGAAAAGGAGCUAAAGGAAAGGCUAAAGGACAACGUGGAUAAAACAAUGCUUUCACCAAAUGAAGCAGCAGCCUUUAGCAGUGAAGAAAAUAAGUAUCUUCUUUCCCAAAUAAAGGAGGCACAGGAAGCCAAGCGUGCAGCCAUAAAUGGUAUGGCAACUAUGGAGAAGCAAGGAGGUCUUUGGACCAAGCCUCUGAUGGUAGAGAAAGGAGUAGCAUAUUGGAAGCUAGAUGGUUACUGUGAAAACUCAGCAAUAUUGCUUCAAGAGUAUGGUGAUGAUGAAUUAAUGGCAAAUAAAGACAAGUGGUUUAUGUUUACUGAAGACGAAGAGAAAGUAAUUGAAGAACAUGUAGCCACAGGGUCCAGACAUAAGAUGAGGAAGCGUAUUAGAGUAUAGUGUUCUACUCAUUUGAGUCUCUGGAUUCUUGAACUCAGUGAAGGUGGAUUGGCUAUGCCUUAGGUUGCCUUAGUUGAAGCUUGAAGGUUGCCUUAGGUGGAUAGGCUUUUUGCUACAGAAAAAAGGUUGUACAAAUAGACAGGAGCCAAGCAUUUGAAAACUUGCCAUAUUUUGGCUGCAUGAGAACACAGGCAAGGUUAUGUAUGCAGUUUCGCAGUACCGAUUAAGGCAGAAGUUUGCCGUGAGCUGCUUUACGUUAAAAAGUAGCGUUGUAUUUGAAUUUGUCAUGUUGCAGUUACAACUGUUGUAAUCGGUAUUUCUUUGGUAAUCUGUAGCAACAACUAAAUAUCGAUAUGGCUUUUGCAUUUUUGUUAGCUCAACAGCUUACCCCAGUUUCAUAUAUCCUGAAAUAAUGUUUGCUAAUGUUUUAGAU
This is a messenger RNA of Sorghum bicolor (sorghum), 2421 nucleotides long. RefSeq lists its product as uncharacterized. Lineage: Eukaryota; Viridiplantae; Streptophyta; Magnoliopsida; Poales; Poaceae. The transcript is spliced from 13 exons. Gene Ontology annotation, cellular component: nucleus. The record is from RefSeq and is a predicted model, not a curated record. Bases 276 to 1988 code for a protein of 570 amino acids. Gene Ontology annotation, biological process: regulation of DNA-templated transcription.